This is a messenger RNA of Diversispora eburnea, 831 nucleotides long. The record is from the annotation of a GenBank genome assembly. Lineage: Eukaryota; Fungi; Glomeromycota; Glomeromycetes; Diversisporales; Diversisporaceae.
AUGGAUAAUUCACUUAAUUCACUUUUUCCCGAAGGAUUAAAAAGUCAUUCUCAGUGGAAUUUUUUAACCUUUGACCCAUUAAAAUAUAUUUACUUUAAUGUAGCCUUUAUUUUUAUUGCUUACCCUUUGUAUUGGUUGAUAGCAGGAUUUUUUAGUUGGGAGUUAGCUAGAAAAUCACCUUGUAAACAUUUUAGUGAUGUAUUAGCAUGUGUUCGAUAUGGAUUUAUUGUGUUCGUACUUGGGGCUUAUUCGGUAACAUUCAGUUGGAAUACGGUAAUAUCAUUUUAUAUAGCAAUAUUUGGAUAUGCUCUUUUGGCUGAACUUCCUUUCGCUAGGGAAUCAUUACCAACUUGGCCAAUUAAAUUUCAAAAACCAAAUAAUAGUAAAUUCUUGUGGUGGUAUCUUGGAAGUUUAACAAUACCAAUAAUAUUAAUUUUAAUGGGAAUUUUAGUAACCAAAGAACAUAAUGAUAGAAUAUUAACAAAAAAAUAUAUAAAGAUUAAAAAGAUUAUAAAGAUUAUAAAUAUAUUUAAGAAAUCUAAUAAUGAGAUUAAUAUAAGAACUGAACUCAUUUCAUCUGAACCACGACCAUAUUUAAGUAAAACACGAAUUCAUAUACAUCAUUGGCAAAUAUUUUAUGUCUUGGCUUUUUUCACAAGAUUUAAUCAUCCUAUUUCUCAAAUUGGAGGUGGAAUUGUAUUAGGUAUUUAUUCUCAGGGUAUGAUUGCUGGUAACAUUGAUCCGGAACGACAAGGAAUAUAUGGUGGCCUUUAUCUAUACACCGAACAACCUCAAGAGGAUGCUCAAGGUGAUAGAAUAAAGAUUUUUUAA